AUGGUGCCGGUCGUAUCUGAGUCACUGUCGAAUGAGACCAACGAACAGCGCCCGAGGAAACGAGUUCGCAUGGCCUCCUGUCACCCAAGUGCGAUACCAAGCGACCUUGUGCCCUUUGCAGUCGCUCAGCCGUUGAGUGCGUCACAGACUCCCGAGAUCUCCCCUGGUACGUUCAAGAAUAAGCCAUUCAUCUUCCUUACUCCUAUUGUAACACGAAGUGAGCGUAGGCAAAAAAAUAAAGAUAGGGACUCUGCUGUUGAUAGCAGUGGAUCACCAACAACGGUUUCCUCAAGACCUGACCGAACAUUACCCGAAGCUCUUCUGCCCAAUCCAUGGCUAUCGGAAAAACCGUGGCGACAGACUUCUUUUCAUGAAACCAGCCAACUGGAUGAGAAUACAACGGUUCCCCGGAAUUAUCCCCGAGAUACCUCAGCCGUAAAGUUGACACAGGAGAUCUUACAGCAAUUGAGCCCUGAUACGUCACUGAAUACCGAUACUUCAGCAUUACCGGGUGGCUCAGGCAACAAUACAACUCUGUCUUCAGAUGCCGUUCCGAUCAAUCAAAUACUGGGAUUGAAUUUGCCCUCCAAAGUCGUUUCAGAUGACUUGUUCAACGCCUACUUUGAUUCCGUGCACUGGUUCAUGGUCUUGUUCCAUGAGCCUUCAUUUCGUCAACGAUACGAUGCCAUCAUGUUGACAGGUCAAGCUACGCCAGAGGAUCUUCCGUUUCUGGCUUGCUUGAUGCUGGUUCUUGCUAUCGGAGCUAGAUAUAUAAACCGAAAAUCAAAUCUCUCCUUGGAGGUGGCAGAUACAGACCUGGACGCUCUGCAAAGCAAUUUAUUGAAUAGCACACGUGUGCACUUGUUGGAUAUUGUAGAGCUUGGGGGAGUUGAAGGCGUCCAGAUAUGUGUUCUUCUGAGCACGUUUUAUCUUUACCAUGAUCGGCCGAAUCUAGCCUUUGCCAUCCAUGGCAUGGGAGUCAAGUGUGCUCACACUAUGUGUCUUCACCAAGAAGCCACUUGGAAAGAGCCUACAACCCUGACCCGUGAAGUCAAACGACGAGUAUGGUGGGCAUUGUACGUUGUUGACUGUUUCUAUUCCAUCAUCUUUGGCCGCCCGCGCUCUAUUCGAGACGAGGAGUCACAUGUGGCCAUGGUUCGAAAUCUUGAGGAUACAGCUGCCCGUCAUCCAUCUUUUAAUUCCACCGAGAGUGUUGGCGAGUCAAUCUAUCCAGUCACCAUCUUUUCUUACCAGCGUUACAAGUUCGUUCUCUACACGAUAGCGGCUCGUGUUAUGCGCGACAUUUACUUUGAAAACUCCUCAACGUCGCUGACAUCAGUCUUGCACACCAUUCGGUCGAUAUGCCGGGACCUUGAGUCGUGGUUUCAGAGCCUCCCGCCCGAACUGAAGCACCCGAGCGACAACGAUUCCGAGUUCGUGAUGCAGCAAGACCAAGAUCCCCUGACAAGCAAUACUGUGAGGAUAUUUAGACUGCAGGCCAUGGCUUUACAGCUCGCCUACGAUAACAUACAAAUUCUACUUCAUCGGCCAUUAUUGCAACUUCCCCUUGGGCUAUGUUCCCCAUCGCAUGUUGUUCAUGGUAUGCGCAGCACGGAUGCAUCGAAUGUCAAGGGCAAGACAGCGAACAAGCCAAACCCGUGUGCCGUAGACAGUGCAACAUUGGCACUGAGCAAAACUCAGUGCUACAAGUCUGCAGUUCGGACAGCUUGCCUGAACGCUUCAAUUGUUAAGGAGGCGAGGCACACUCACGCAGCAUCCUAUAUCGGUAUACAGUUGUUCACAGCUGGCAUGGUUCUCAGCAUUGUGGCGCUUUCAGCACCGCUCUCGUCAGAGGCUCAGCAGGCGAAAAGGGCUAUUGGCCGCAUUGUCUCUACAACGGCCUCGAUCGGAAACAAAACACUCCUGUCGACCCAGAGCCAGAAAAUCCUAAGGGAGUUGGUUCGCCUCAUUCUAGAGAAGGAAAUGAAUUCCAUCUUCGCGGAACCAGUAGCCCAGUCUGAUACUCUAAACCAUGAAAAGCCGACUCUCCAGAAUCCGAGUCAGUCGGUGCCAAGCAAAAGUGUCCCCGUUCCAACUCAAGGCGAAGGCUAUAACUUCGGAUCUGCUUCCCAAACAGGGAUGGCUACUUACGAGCCAGAUGGUGACGGCUCUAUGGCCCAAAGAUCUGAAGUUGGUACAGAAGUACAACAGGAUGAGUUUAUGCAAGGUACUUGGAACGAUCUUCUACCCGCAGAGGACUUCAACUACAACCAGGCCAUAUCCUCUGUUCAGCAAGUAUUCUCCCAACCUAGGCACCCGCAAGCCGCUGGUUCAGAUUGGUCUAGCUUUCCUGCCACUUCGUCUAUGUUGACUGAAUCUCUGGAGUUGAACGACGAGUCAGCCCGGCCGUUUCUCUUUGCAGCUCCUGGAAACGGCUUCCAAGGGGCUGGCCAAGCCUGGCUUUGGGAGGAUGGACUGUUGCAGCCUGUCAACACGGAUAGCGGCGAGCAGUCAACAUCAUGA
Messenger RNA from Fusarium venenatum, 2523 nucleotides. Lineage: Eukaryota; Fungi; Ascomycota; Sordariomycetes; Hypocreales; Nectriaceae. The record is from RefSeq and is a predicted model, not a curated record.